AUGAAAGGCAAGGAUUGGCUCCAACUCUUUACGCAAGAGCGGCAUUGCAUGGUUCAUGUGUCCUCGCUCGUGCUGUCCCAUUCAAAGAUCGUGAGUAUGCAGCAAGAGAUGGGUCAGCUAUCAAUCGACGAGGCGGUCAGCCUCUGCCAGACAGUCAGCAGCGGGAACAAUCGCAGCCUGGCCUUCUUUUGCCUCCCGCAAACUCACACCUCAACAAAGCGAGAUGUGGUGCUGAAAAACCGGAGACUUUUGGAGGAUAAGGUGGGGGGGUGCAUGGACGUGUACGAGAUCAGCCUCCAUUUCUCAGAUUCGCAUCAUGGAGGCCUGGCGGCCAUGUGCGGGUCUUCAUCGACGGUCUUUGCGCGGAGCAAAGCCUUGCUGGGGUCGAUCAACGACGUGGAGAGGUCCAGGGUGAAUGAUUUACAAAACCCUGACCCAGACCAUGCCCUUGCUCCUCAUUGGAGGGUGCAACAGAGAGGGGUGGGUGCAACGGCGAACAUCUUGAAGCAGCUCGUUGACGGAGUAGCCAAAGAGACACAAUCUCUUCUGGUUGUUGACCUGCUUCCUUCGAGGUUCGCGGAGUGGUCUUCGGCGUGCUGGGAAAUCCAGCAAAGCUGGUUGUUGGAGGAAGACAGGAGCCUGGAUGUCAGAUUUUUGGGUGUAUACCAUGAGGACAACGCCAAAGAGCUCACAUUAUCCAUGGAGGCACUAGCUGGAAAGGCCCUCGAUGGGUUUUGGGACAGGUCUGAGAAGGCGGGCCCAAAGUGUCGAUCCGCCGCCACCUUCCACGAAGAGUUGCCCAACCUGGAGUGUCUGACAAUCGUGGAGGGAGAAAUAAAGGUGCCGGAAUUGGUGUUGCAAAAGUACGCAGGGCAUCACUCUCUCAAGGAUGCCACCAAGAAACUCUCCGAUGAAUUGGAUGUGAUCCAGGCAGUGAAAUCUUUUCACACAGGAGUGGCCAAGCCUUCAUCGAGUUCGGCGACCACCACUGACACUCGCACCUUGGCGAAUCCAGAGUGGGAGGGUGCUCUGCCCCACAAUGUGGUGAAAGCUGCAGCAGACCUUGGCAGAGUCACAGGUGUCCAAGUCUGCAUCGGCUCUGACGACUCUGUGUGGCUUCACAAUCUGAGCGGAUCCAACUUGGAUGUUCCUGCUGGAGAGCUUUUCGGCUUUAACACUGGAUCGUUCGUGGAGAGCAUGCAACCAUUGGCAGAAAUCUUGUGCAACAUCGCCAAGCAGCGUGGGGUCACGGAAUUUCGCGUCAUUGACCACAGCUUGAGACCACAGGUGGCAAGUGAUGGGACCAAUCGAGUGCUACAAUACAGAUACUCCGUCUUGGCCAGUGGCAUGGUAAAUGCUUUCCGGCCCAGGGAGCUGACGAAGGAGGCAGGCGAGACCGACAAGAUCCGGGCGGCUCAGCUCGGGGCUUUGUUCAGUGGGCGCUUCUCACAGCUGCGUCGCGGUGAUAAUGCCGGUAUCAUCUGGGAGGCAUGGAUCGAUGACAGCGUUCCGGCAGUGCUGACGCCGCUCAAGCCCAAAUUUUAUCUUUUGGGAACUGUGUCCAUCAAGGAUGGGCAUCUGGUGUGA
Durusdinium trenchii is the source of this 1587-nucleotide messenger RNA. The record is from the annotation of a GenBank genome assembly. Lineage: Eukaryota; Dinophyceae; Suessiales; Symbiodiniaceae.